AUGGCUGACCAGUUAACAGAGGAACAGAUUGCUGAGUUUAAAGAAGCAUUUUCCUUGUUUGAUAAAGAUGGUGAUGGUACAAUCACCACUAAAGAAUUAGGUACAGUCAUGCGCUCUUUGGGGCAGAACCCUACAGAAGCUGAACUGCAAGAUAUGAUCAAUGAAGUAGAUGCUGAUGGUAAUGGUACAAUUGACUUCCCUGAGUUCUUAACAAUGAUGGCCAGAAAGAUGAAGGAUACAGACAGUGAAGAAGAGAUUCGAGAGGCAUUCCGCGUUUUUGACAAAGAUGGAAAUGGAUUCAUAUCUGCUGCUGAACUCCGACAUGUAAUGACCAACUUGGGCGAAAAGUUAACUGAUGAUGAGGUCGAUGAAAUGAUACGCGAAGCUGAUAUAGAUGGUGAUGGUCAAGUAAAUUAUGAAGAAUUUGUUACAAUGAUGACGACAAAGUAA
This is a messenger RNA of Schistosoma intercalatum, 450 nucleotides long. The record is from the annotation of a GenBank genome assembly. NCBI's taxonomy places the organism in Eukaryota, Metazoa, Platyhelminthes, Trematoda, Strigeidida, Schistosomatidae.